AUGACCGUCUGCUUCCUAUACACACUGCACUUUAUAUUUCCAAUUCCAUGGCCCCAACAGAUUGACGCUACAGUAGUGUGUUGCAGCUCACAGGCUCCAGUGGAAAGAAGAUGGGUGAAGAAUCAGAAAAGACUGACAAAGAAGAACCAAAAGCGGCAGACGUGCCCAAAAAAUCAAUUUUUCUACAAUUUCUUCUUAAAAUAUGUUGAUUUAAAUGUGUUCCUCAACUUCAAUAAGAUAAAGAGUCUCACUGAUAAUAUUAAAGAUAUAGCCAAUUCUAUUCAAAGCUCUGAUCUGCUGCAGUUGACGGAAUGUGGCACAAAGGUUUGCCGGGUAAAACCGCUUGAACAGAAUCAAAACUAUGAUGAAUGCACCAUUUAUGUUGAAAAUAUACCAGCAAAAACGGAUCAUGACUUCCUGUCAGUCGUCUUCUCAGUCUAUGGAGAGAUUGAUUAUGUGUCCAUACCUCGCUUCAAAAUCAGUAAAAAGAAUAAAGGUUUCGCAUUUAUUGAGUUCAAGGAACCCGAGAGUGUUGAAAAAGCAAUAACAUCAGGCAAAGCAGAUAAGCAGUCAUCGUCAUCAUCGCAGUCGUCCUCAUCAGCUGUGAAAGAUAAGGUGCCACAGCAGACGACAUCUACUGCUUCGAAGCAAGGCUCUGCCUCUGAGCCGGCUCGCCCUUUAUCACCGGCUGUUAUUUCAGGUAUUGAGAACAAUUUCGUGCUUAAAAUUCUAAAUGACAGCAAUGUAUAUAACAAAUUAGUUAAAGACGUUGUGUCCGGCGUGUCUUCCCUAGUCAUUGAGGGGUUGACAGCAUCUCUGAACUCUGCUAUUCUUCAAAUAGUGGAUCUUCAAAAAGAAGUGUCAUCUUUGAAAGAGCAGCUUAAGCUCAGUGAUGAGAAAGUCAAGCAAUCAUUUGAUCGUGCCGAUAAUUUAGAGCAGUAUCAAAGAAGAAACUGUAUUCGCAUAUUUGGAGUGCCAGAAGCAAAUAAGGAAGAUACUGAUCAACUAGUGAUCGAUGUUUGUAAAGAUAAGCUGGGUGUUAACAUCGAGCUGCAAGACAUCGAUCGCUCGCAUCGCGUGGGGCGUCGGCUGGCCGUCGCGGCGUCCAACACCCCUCCACCCCGACCCCGCGCCAUCAUUGUCAAAUUCGUUAGCUAUCGUCAACGGUAUGCAGUUUUCUCUCAGAAGAAAAAGCUCAAGGGUACUGGCGUUGUUAUAAGGGAGGACUUAACACAACGAAGAAUACAAUUAUAUAAUUCAAUGGUCGAAAAAUUUGGAUAUAAAAACGUAUGGUCCUUUGAUGGAAUAAUUUAUUGGACUGACACUGAGGGUAAAAAGCAUAGUGCAGCCAACCAUGUCUGAGAAAUGUAUUUAUGCUUUGAGUUUUAAAUUUCCAUUAAUGAUAUGAUUUUAUUUAAUUUAUUUGUUCCAUUUAUUUAACACUAUAUACAGCAUAUUUAUUUGAUUUCAUAUUUCAUACUCUCUGUCCACUUAAUUUCAUUCAAUGAAUCAUUAAUUACUAUUAUUAAUAUUAUUAUUUGUUUUUCUCUUAGAAUUUUAUUACUUUAUUUCUCUUUAUUGUCGGUCGGCUAGAUAAAUGAAGUAUGAUUCAGUAUAACAUUUCUCUUCAACAGAACCUUUCCAUUCAGUCAAAUCCAUAUAUUAUCUUGAUGUUACUUUUGCAUUAUAUUUCUGUGUGUGAAUGAAGAGUAGAAUCUCACGUGAUUGUGAUCUAGUUGUCUUUCUUAUCCCGUUAUCAUGACUACGCCUAACUUAUCUGUUGCCUCCGUUCUCUGUCCUAAUUCUUCCUAAUCGGUAGGGUUUACCUCUUUGUCAGGAGUACAUGAUAACAUUAUUCACUUUUCUAUUAUUAUUAUUAUUAUUUUCGACUAUUUAUUCUUUUAUUAUUAUUAUCAUAUAUUAGUAUAUGUUUAUGUAUGUUUUUAUGGCGAUCUUCUCAUUUUUCUGUGUCACAAUGGAAAUAAGUUACCGCUCAUACACUAUCAGUAUGCAGUU
Messenger RNA from Nilaparvata lugens (brown planthopper), 2016 nucleotides. Its product is annotated as la-related protein 7-like. Gene Ontology annotation, molecular function: mRNA binding. Lineage: Eukaryota; Metazoa; Arthropoda; Insecta; Hemiptera; Delphacidae. Bases 1 to 1362 code for a protein of 453 amino acids. The transcript has 6 exons. The record is from RefSeq and is a predicted model, not a curated record. Gene Ontology annotation, cellular component: nucleus.